AUGGAGCUGGAAGUGGCCGGCUUGGGAAAGGAGGAGCUCAAACCGAUCGUUUCCGAGGCCGGCGGCACGGUGAAAGCUGCUGCCGUUGCGCGCAUGUACAAGGGCAACGACGACGGCAGCUGGCACUACACGGGAGCUUGGGGCGCCAUGGGAUUGGUAUCACCACCACCAACCUUCGCUAUCCGCCCGGGCGGCAAACUGGACACUCACCACGCCAUUCUAUCCGCAUACAAGGUGUAUGUCAAGAACGAGAUGGCGUACCACUUGCGGUUGAUCGACCUGAAGACCAAGCAGUUGGCAUGGACGCAGGAGCUCUACUACGAGUUCCAGUACGACUGCAGCAACGUCAGUUUCCACUUCUUCGAGUCCAACGACACUGUCAUCGGACUGGCCUUUGCGCACGAAGGCGACGCCCAAAGACUAGCCAAGGCCUCCUUGCGCCUUUGUCUCACCCCGGACGCCGGUCCUUUGGCCCAGGUGCUCGAUCACUCGCCAUCGCGUGAAAAGCUGGCCGCCAUUGCCAGCCAGUUCAGGGCGGCGGGAGGCAUUGCCGAGGUGUCGUCGCCCCACACAGAGCCGCCGCCACUGAAGCCAGAGGGCAAGCGAAAGUCGGGCAUUCUGUCGCGUUUGAUCAAGAAGAAGGAGCCCACCAACAAGACGAUCUCCGUCAUCUCUGGGCCGACGAACGUUAAACACGAGGUCCAUCUCGGCUGGGAUGCGCGCGACGGCUUCAAAGUGCGAAACAUUCCGCUCGAGUGGAAGAAGCUCUUCCAGGCUGCCGGCGUGAAGAAGAGCGAUCUCAAGGACGCGGACACGGCCAAGUUCCUGAUUGAGACUGUGGCACACACUCGCCAAACGCUGCGAGGCCAGGCCCACGCUCCGACCCAGUUCGGCUCGCCCCAGGCGGUCCGGCGCGAAACCGCAGCAGGCGCCGGCGGACCGACGACCGCCCCGGAAGCGGCCCCCGCACCUCCACCGCCGGUGCCGCCGCCUCCGGCCCCACCGGCGCCCAUAGCUGGCGGCUUGGCUGCCGCGCUGCAGGCCCGUCUGAAGAAGAGCGACAAGCCGACCGACAGCGCGACUUCGCAAUACGUCAAGAACCUUCCCAUCCCGGACUUGGUGGACAUGGACGAAAAGGAGGGCGCCGACUUGGCUGUCAUCCUUGCCACGGCCAUGCAGGCACGUCGCGGUGUGCUUCGCCAGGACUCAGACGAAGAGGUGGAGGUGGAAGACGAAGAGUGGACAACUGAUGAAGAGAUGGACUUUUGA
Acanthamoeba castellanii str. Neff is the source of this 1269-nucleotide messenger RNA. Its product is annotated as P21Rho-binding domain containing protein. Bases 1 to 1269 code for a protein of 422 amino acids. The record is from RefSeq and is a predicted model, not a curated record. Gene Ontology annotation, biological process: actin filament organization. The transcript is spliced from 8 exons. Lineage: Eukaryota; Discosea; Longamoebia; Acanthamoebidae.